This is a messenger RNA of Entrophospora candida, 123 nucleotides long. The record is from the annotation of a GenBank genome assembly. Lineage: Eukaryota; Fungi; Glomeromycota; Glomeromycetes; Entrophosporales; Entrophosporaceae.
AUGGAAUCUAAAAAAUUUCAUUAUGCACUUGAAUAUUUAAUAGAUGUUUGGGAAACCUCAAAUGUUGAUGUGAAAGGAAAUGUUAACGAAGAACCAGUAGUAGUUAUUGAUGAAAAACAAUAA